GAAGUGAGGCUGAGAGUGCAGAGAGUGGGGCAGAGCAAUGGCGGCAGAUGAGGGGACCCCGCAGUGUCGGCGUGUGGGGAUCCUCGGCUACGGCCGGCUGGGGCGGUUCCUGGCGGCGCAGCUGCUGUCCCGUGGGCCCCCCCUGGGGGUGACGUUGGCCUUCGUGUGGGCGCGCAGUGGGGGGCGGUUGGAGGGGAUCCCCCCGGAGCUGCGCCUGCGGGACCUCCGGGGGCUGCAGCACACGGGGGUGGACCUGGUGGUGGAGGUGGCGCAUCCGUGUGUGGCCCAGCAGCACGGAGAGGACAUCCUGCAGCACGCCGACUUCAUGUUGGGGUCCCCCACAGCGCUGGCGGACCCCGAAACGGAGCAGCGGCUGCGGGGGGCGGCGCUGCGGGGGGGGCACACCCUAUACGUCCCCCGGGGGGCGCUGUGGGGCUGCGAGGACAUCCGGCGCAUGGAUGACGACGGGACGCUGGCGGCCCUGAAGGUGACGAUGACGAAGGCCCCGCAGAGCUUCCGCCUGCAGGGAUGGCUGCGGGAGCGCCUGGAGGCCGCGCUGACGUCGGGGGGCCGCGCCGUCCUCUACGAGGGUCCCCUGCGCCCCCUCUGCCCCAUGGCGCCCCACAACGUCAACGCCAUGGCGGCCGCCGCCGUGGCGGCUCCGGGCCUCGGAUUCGAUGGCGUCCAGGCCUGCCUGGUGGCCGACCCCGAUGUCCCCGACUGCCACGUGGUGGAGGUGGAGCUGAGGGGCGUUGGGGACGACGGCCGCUGUGUGCGCGUCACCUCCCGGCGCUCCAACCCCGCGCCCCACGGCGCCGUCACCGGGGACGCCACCCGAGGGGCCUUCUGGAGCUGCCUGCUGGCAUGCCGUGGGCACGGUGGCUGCGUGCAGCUCUGCUAAGAAGACCCCAUAAGGACCCCAAAUGUCCCCCCCCCCGGGAAUGGGGGACUGAAGACCCCAUAAGGACCCCAAAUGUCCCCCCCCCCGGGAAUGGGGGACUGAAGACCCCAUAAGGACCCCAAAUGUCCCCCCCUUGGGAUUGGAGACAGUGCCAAUAAAGGCCAAUGGAUGAGACCCCA
Molecule: messenger RNA, 1080 nt
Organism: Gallus gallus (chicken)
Lineage: Eukaryota; Metazoa; Chordata; Aves; Galliformes; Phasianidae
Gene: ASPDH
Product: aspartate dehydrogenase domain containing
Exons: 8
Coding region: 38-901 (287 amino acids)
Biological process (GO): NAD+ biosynthetic process
Molecular function (GO): L-aspartate dehydrogenase [NAD(P)+] activity; NADP binding
Source: RefSeq, a predicted model, not a curated record